UCACAUCUCACGUUGCAUUUCACGUCUUCAUAGUUGAACCUUGAUAGGGCUGGGAGAAAAACUUGCAUUGUUCUACACGCUAAACAAGCCUAAAAAUAAUGUCUUUUGUUGCUAGAGCAGGAAUUUGUGCAUCACGGAGAAUUCUUCAGUCUACUACAACUGCUAGAGCAACCGUUCCGGCCUCAAACUACCAUAAAAAUGUAAUAGAGCAUUAUGAGAAUCCUAAGAAUGUGGGAUCACUGGAUAAAGAUGAUGCAACAGUUGGUACAGGACUUGUUGGUGCACCGGCCUGUGGUGAUGUCAUGAAACUACAGAUUAAAGUUGAUGAGCAAGGCAAGAUAAUUGAUGCAAAGUUCAAGACAUUUGGAUGUGGAUCUGCCAUUGCUUCUAGCUCACUAGCAACUGAGUGGGUCAAAGGGAAAUCAGUAGAUGAAGCACAGCUGAUAAAGAACACAGAUAUUGCCAAGGAGCUCUGCCUCCCGCCUGUCAAACUACACUGCUCUAUGCUUGCAGAAGAUGCUAUCAGAGCAGCAUUGAAUGACUACAAAGUGAAAAAAGGCAAGGCAAAGGCAUAAGGAUGUCAUGCAUUGUCAAGUCCUUUGGAUGUAUAAAAAGUAGGAAAAGUAGACCCUUUGGGUAAUCAUGGAAGUAGCAGAUACUCUUCCAGGGACUUUGCAAAAGUCUUAUAAUGUAAUCUCCUAUAGCACCUGUAUCAUUCAGUUCCCUCUCCGAGGGAAUAACAUUUAAAGGGAUUACCACUUUCUACAAAUAUUGGAGACUCUUCAGGUAAAAAAGGGUGAAUUUGCUACAUCAAUGGAAAGAAAAAUACAAAUACUGAAAAAUGCUUACAGGAGACUAAUUUUGAUUUUUUCUCGUUAGUAAAAUAAGUAAAGGUUAACAAACCAGUAACAUGCAGAUUUACUUUGAGUAAGUAGAAUGGUCAUACUCCUUGUCUUGAUAUAGGUGUCAGAGGGCCAAAUAAUAUUUAUAAUGAUGUGAAUAGAAUGUACAUAUGAAUUUGACACAUCUGACUGUAAAAAAACAGUAGUGUGUUAUUACCAUUUUGGGAUUUACCAUUCCACUAUGCUAAACCAUGUAACAGUAGUGAAAGCCCUGAAUAAUAGUUAGUAAAAAGCCAAGAACUGACAACAACGUAGGGAAUUCAUUUUUUAUAUUUUAUCAGGAUGGUAGUAGAUUUGGUCAAGUUAGAAAAAGGCUGUAUUUAGGACAUUAAAGAGAAAUUGAAAUAAAACAAUAUUAUGGA
This is a messenger RNA of Nematostella vectensis (starlet sea anemone), 1264 nucleotides long. RefSeq names its product iron-sulfur cluster assembly scaffold protein IscU. The transcript has 5 exons. The record is from RefSeq and is a predicted model, not a curated record. Gene Ontology annotation, cellular component: cytoplasm; mitochondrial matrix. Gene Ontology annotation, biological process: iron-sulfur cluster assembly; intracellular iron ion homeostasis. Lineage: Eukaryota; Metazoa; Cnidaria; Anthozoa; Actiniaria; Edwardsiidae. The coding region runs from base 99 to 575 and encodes 158 amino acids. Gene Ontology annotation, molecular function: 2 iron, 2 sulfur cluster binding; ferrous iron binding.